This is a messenger RNA of Annulohypoxylon maeteangense, 884 nucleotides long. RefSeq lists its product as uncharacterized. The coding region runs from base 1 to 654 and encodes 217 amino acids. Lineage: Eukaryota; Fungi; Ascomycota; Sordariomycetes; Xylariales; Hypoxylaceae. The transcript has 4 exons. The record is from RefSeq and is a predicted model, not a curated record.
AUGGAACCCUCUUCGCCUAAGCGGCCCUACUUGAACUCGGAAGCACUCGCUCAGCUCCCAGACUGCUCGCGUGAUUCGGACAUCUUCGACCUCAUCCUAUUACCGAAGCGGCUCGUCGAAGUUCACGCCCGAGGCAUUUAUCGUCAUGGGGAGGUAUGCUCACCAAGAGACGAAGCCUUCUACCGCACGGCAGUCCUAGCCAUGUUCCAGGGUACUAAAGACGGUCGCAUACUCAAUGCGACUGAUCUCGAGAAGGUCUUCUCCGACUACAGCACAAACCCUGUCCGAGUCAUCGAUCUCAGUUUGCCGGUGUUGUGGGUUCUCAAUACCCGCUACUUCGCCAACCAGCAAUUCAACGUCAUCUUGCUCCUCAUGGGCGACUCGCUGGAAGUUAGCGAGCUCCAGAAGUUGGUCAUCCUCAUGGAUAUCAUCUUCUACUUCAACAACCUGCUCAUGCGUAUACUCGAUGCUAAGUGCACCGAGGAAUUUAAAAUGACCAUGUUUCCGCGGGAGGUUUAUCAUAUGCCUAUGCUGGCCGAUGACGGUGAAUUAGCUUAUUUUGAGAAUUUCAUCAACUCGAUGGAAUUCGACGUCGAUCAAUUGGUAUCGGAAAUGCGUCGCAACGGAAUCCGAAAUGGCAACCGACCCCUUUAAGGCUUGAUUAUUUAGGAUUGUUCACCAUGCUGAAGAAAGACCCUGUCCCAAUCCCUCAGCUAUCGACGUAGCUUUCGUCGCACUUGAUCACGAAUGUUCCUUCCCGCAAUCGAUUGCCGACAAAUUUGGACUUUGCGCAUCACUCUAGCUGAUCCUUAGCCAACGAGAUGAAGUCAGGACCGCAUAGAGCAAUCGAUGAUCAACGAUCUGAAUACAUCCACGAUUACUGA